Messenger RNA from Lampris incognitus (smalleye Pacific opah), 4061 nucleotides. RefSeq names its product zinc finger protein ZFP2-like. Bases 1495 to 3780 code for a protein of 761 amino acids. The record is from RefSeq and is a predicted model, not a curated record. Lineage: Eukaryota; Metazoa; Chordata; Actinopteri; Lampriformes; Lampridae. The transcript has 5 exons.
UUGUGAAAGCUGCGUGCGUGUAUGUAUGGGCGUUUUCUGUCGGCAAAACGUAAAAAAAGUGGAGUUGCGUCGAGCGGUCCCCGCCGUGGUGAGGGCCUGUCAGACAACCUGCGUUCUUCCUUUGUUAUUAAGCCAUGUGAGGAUUUGUAAGGUUUGUUUUUGUGCUACGCUUUUCGGCGACCAGAUAGCGCUGGUGGCAGCUGUGUGUAUUGCCUGGUCGACCACACAAACAUAACGUGGUUUGCUGGAUAACCAACCUCCUUUAGGCUAAACGUUAUCAAGUGUUGCUGGGUUUAAAGUGUUGACCAAACAGGAAGUAGCUGCUCUGACAUGAUCGCUGCUGACUGGUGAAACCCAGCUCUCCUCGUCAGCAGUGACUGAAUUGAUAACACCGAGGUCUUCUGAUGCUCGUGCUGUCUGGGUCAUAAAAUGCUCUUCAUCAGAUCUGCUGCUCCCUCCCUCUCUCGUCUCCCUAGAGUUGCCUGCAGAUGCGGAUAGAGGCCACGUGAAUGUGGAGGACACGAGUAAAGGGACGGUAAUAAAAGUUUACUCCAUGGUCAAAGACUAACGUCGCCCCCCAGUAUCGGCGCGUUCACUGUCCUUCGUUUUCUAAGAAGAAAAGCUCAGAAAUAGGGACGUUUUAGAGGUCUGUGGUGUUGUCGCAUCACUCUUGGUUGGGAUCAGACUGUUCCUCUGAUCAGUGGGGGGCGAUAACAUUUAUACUCUGUUUGUGCACGUGUCUGAAAAGUACUUGGAUACGAAUGCAUUUAGAAACUACAUAUCUGAGAAAUCACCCAGAAGGGAUGUUUUUCCAUUGAAACAAUCAGUCAGUCAGUCAGGCUGCAUUUUAUAUAGCGCUUUUCUAGCUGCAACAGCCACUCAAAGCGCUUUACAGACAAUACAAAUACAAAACUUCAAAUCACAAUUACUGAAGGUUAGGUGUCCAAAGAAGGAUUACAAUUCUGGACUAAUUGACCUACCUAUGAUAAAAAACUAAAUUGUGUUUAAAACACAAAUCUAAAAUAUUCUUUAGGAACAGUUCUUGUUUAGAAAAAACGAGCAUAUCUGCCUUCUCAGCCUGUAUAUGCGACCGUUCAGUGUCGUGUCCUGCAAUGGUUUAUAUUGUAACGCCGCUAGGAGGCACUGUUGGGUAAUAAAAUGCGUAUUCUGCGUUAAUAGAGUAAGAAGAAGAGAAUAUAAAAUGGUGGCUACGCGUGUAAAGUUGAAUGCUUAGAGCUCAGUAAACCUUUUCUUAAUAUUACCCGCUGUCGUUAUUGAAAUCUACUACGAUACCACACAUUGGCGACGAGGAUCCCCAGCGUUUUAUUGCUGACUGGCCGACAAAAUGUCAUAUUUGCGACGAGGUGCUGCUUGCUCGGGGUUGGCUGAAGAGGACGCCGGGCAGGAGACGGAGACCGGGGCAACGUGUCAAACACGCUAGCAUCACCCUUGGUGCUGGGUCGGAGGGAGCCGUCCAUCUGCCUGGUGGACUGCAUGAAGACCUCUGCGGGGCCGAGGGCAGCCAUGCCAGAGGAAGCAGAAAAAGUUUUACCAGGGCCUCCUCAGACAAGGGCUCACCCUUGUGGCCCCUUGGCUUUGGGUCUGAGAGAACUGUCCAUUUGCCUGGUGGAUUGUGUGAAAAUACUGGGGCUGGAUCAACAAAAGAGUAAUCUAGAUUAUAUUGCGGUCCAUCUGCAGGAAGGCGCCACCAUCAAGGCUGAGUUAGAAAAGGAUGAUGAGUCAGACAAAGACGACUGCAUGGGGAAGACACCAGGGACUCAAGGGCAGAUAAAGAUCCUGUCUGUCUGCACGCUAAAACUGGGGCCAGACCACUUUAAAUGGUGCCGUGCCACCAGCAUCAAAGCAGAGUCAGACACAUAUCUCGAGGACACCUACCUCCAGGAUGGCUCUGAAGCCCUGGAGCAAGGGGGGGAGAGGACCACUGAUUUGAAGGGGAUUGGUCCUCUGGACAUGGCAGAGUUGAGCUAUGCAGGUGUGGAAGUUAAACUUGACACCUGGGAUGAGGGCACUGAAUGCAAGGACGUAAUGGCGGGUUUAGGCCAAGACAAUACACUAUCUGACUCCCUUGGUAUGACUCAACUCGAUGAUACAGAUGGUGAAGUCAAUUCAGGUGUAGACGAUAAGGAGCAGAAAGGCAGCUUUGAUGUGACACCAGGACAAGGCAAGUUCUGUUCAAAUGGCAUCAAAAAACCAGAGCUGAGUGAAGUAGAUGCUCCGCUGGAAGUGGAUGCAGAUGAGGAGGCAGCAGAUGAUGACAUUGCAGCACCGCAACUGGAUAUCAGAGUUAUCAGUCCAGCCCCACCACCACCCAUCAAAAACACAACAGAGAAGAAGAAGAGGCGAUGGAGAGGUGAUUCUAAAGCCAAAUCCCACAGCUGCCAGCAGUGUGGCAAAGCUUUUUCCAAGAGGAGCAACCUCAUCAGGCACCAGCGUAUCCACAGUGUGGGAAAACCAUGUCAUUGUGACACUUGUGGAAAUAGCUUUGUCCAUCUGCAGCAGCUGAAGUCACACACAUGCCAUCAGGCUGAGCAAGAAGAUGAUGUCAGUGACACAUGCGAGAAAGACUUUGUUGAAAAAGAGAAGCUCACUAAGCACAAGUCUGGAAAAAUGGGAAAAAGGUCCAAAUCGUGCAAGAAAAGCAGCCGGAAUUCUCAAAGGGAGCACAGCCCGAACCAGAACACAUGUAGUGAGUUAACACGUGAUCAGAGGAUACUGGUGCACAAACCCACCCCAGAACGUGCACCACGGGAGAGGCGGUACACCUGCAAGCACUGCGGAAAGGGCUUCUUCUCUCCAAGCCACCUCAAACAACACCUCCACACUCACUUGCCUGAGAAGCUGUACAGCUGCGAGGAGUGUGGGAAGCAGUUCACGCGAGAGAGCAGUGUACGGGAGCACCAGCUGAUCCACACAGGGGAAAAACCGUUCCAGUGCGAACUGUGCGGCAAGAGCUGUGCCAGAAAAGGUGACCUUCGGGUUCACCAGCUCAGUCACUCAGAUGUGAAACCGCACCGGUGCACACACUGUGGAAAAUGUUUCAAGCAGCUCGGGAAACUCACACAGCACAUGAGGGUGCACACAGGGGAGAGACCAUAUAAGUGUGACCGCUGUCAAAAGCAAUUUAGCCAGCUGAAAACCCUUCAGACACAUUUGUUCAGUCACACAGGAGAGAAACCAUUUCAGUGCAUUCAGUGCCCCAAGUGCUUUGCUGACAAAGCCAAUUUAAGGAAACACCAGAGAAUUCACUCGGGUGAGAGGCCCUAUCAGUGCGCACACUGUGGUAAAAGCUUCCGGCUUCUGCAACACCUGACAGUCCACAAGCAAAGCCACACGGGAGAUAAACCGUUCCAGUGUGACCAGUGUGGGAAAUGUUUUUUACAUUCAUACACUUUGAAAGUACACCAUUAUAAACACAAACAGAAGAUGCCUCUGAGUUGCUCUCUCUGUGGUCAGCAAUUUAGCGUACUCACAGACCUGAACAGUCACACGUGUGGUCAAACUAUGGAGAAACCACACCGCUGCCUCGAGUGCGGCAAAUGCUUCGCUCAUACAGUCAGCUUGAAGAAACACCAGUUUAUCCACUCAGGGGAGAAACCAUAUGGCUGUAAGGUGUGCAGGAAGAGGUUCAAUGACCGAAGUAAUAUGGUAAAGCAUGAGCGCAUACACUCUGGUGAAAGGCCCUAUGAGUGUGAACGUUGUCAGAAGCGGUUUAGGCUCCUCCAGCACCUAGUGAGCCAUCAGCGAACACACCAGAAAUAAAUGUUCCAAGUGACACUUUCAACAUUAUUUCUGGGUCAGUGACGUGCCAUGGGAAUUUUUGUGUCCACAAGCAGUAUAUUAAUUUGAAUUACCAUUAAUUUGUAAAUUUGACAUGAAUUCAUGGAGGAGGGUUUGCUUUAUAGAAUUAGAUAAGUGCUUAUAUUAACAAGCCAUGUUCUUACAUAAUGUUAUUGUGUUGAAGUGCCAAAAUGUCUUUCAGAAACACUAAAACUUUAACUAGAGAAACUUAUAAAAUGUAUACAAUCAUCACACACACUAAA